This is a messenger RNA of Leptinotarsa decemlineata (Colorado potato beetle), 954 nucleotides long. Its product is annotated as probable RNA methyltransferase CG11342. The record is from RefSeq and is a predicted model, not a curated record. NCBI's taxonomy places the organism in Eukaryota, Metazoa, Arthropoda, Insecta, Coleoptera, Chrysomelidae. Gene Ontology annotation, molecular function: O-methyltransferase activity; RNA methyltransferase activity. Gene Ontology annotation, biological process: negative regulation of pre-miRNA processing. Gene Ontology annotation, cellular component: cytoplasm.
AUUCUGAUAACAGGGUUGGCGACCAUUGAUGCUAUACAAUUAUAGCGAAAAGCAUACAUUUUCAUCUGUCAUUUCCGUACAAAAUAUUUUUGCUUUGGAGCAGCACUGGUCAGAAGUCAGAAGAGAGAUUAAUUAUGUGCUGAGAGCAUGUGGUGUUGUUAGAUAAACCACAAAAUAAAAUAAAGUUAAGAUGGAAAAUGAUUUACAAUUCAGAGGAGGGAAUCCAGGAGCAGUCCAAUUUGGAAAUUUCAUGAAUUAUUAUCAAUUUCAUUCCCCAAAGGAAAGAAUAAAACUCCUUCCAAAACAUAUCUGGAAAGCUGGGAAACCUUGUGUGGUACUGGAUAUUGGUUGUAAUUCGGGAAUUUUAACUGAAGCGAUAAAGGAGUUCCUCAAAGAAAACAUAAUGGAAGAUAUUUCCAUCUUAGCUGUUGACAUAGAUCCCCUGCUGAUAACUCGUGCCAAGGAAAAUAGCACCAAUGAUAUUACCUUCCACUGUUUAGACAUUAUGGACAUAAGCCGAAGAGACGAUAUAAUUAACGAAUACCUAAAAAACAAACAUAUUGAAAAAUUUAGUGUAGUGUUUUGUUUUUCUACUACAAUGUGGAUUCAUUUAAAUUAUGGAGAUGGUGGAUUAAGAUCAUUUUUGGAAUAUAUUGCAGGAAUUGGUGAAAUUGUCAUAGUUGAACCUCAGCCAUGGAAAUGUUAUAGAUCUGCUGUGAAACGAAUGAAACAAGCUCAUUUCACAUUUCCGUUAUUUUCAAGCUUAAAAAUGAGAGAAACCAUUGAAAGAGACAUAGAAAUUAUACUGUCACUUCAGAGUUUGGAAAAAAUAACAGAAAGUGAAAGGACUAAAUGGGAGAGAAAACUGCUAAUUUAUAAAUAUUCUUAUAGUAAUUCAAGUUAGCAUUAAUGAGACAAAGAAAAUUAUUGAGAAUACAAUUCAGUUGAAACACA